AUGAAGCAUAUGCCAAACUUUGUUGAAGAAUUUGAAUGCCACCCAGAGCAACCCCAUUAUGGCUUUAAGUCAUGGGACGAUUUUUUUACCAGAAAGUUUCGGACGAAACCUGAUGUUCGUCCAGUAGCAUCCCCAGACGAUGAUUACAUUGUUGCAAAUGCCUGUGAAUCGGCGCCGUACAAGUUGGCUAUAAACGUUAAGCACAGGGACUUCUUUUGGAUAAAAAAGCAGCGAUACUCGUUGGAUUUCAUCCUGAACGGGAAAGAAAAAGCCCAGCCAUUUUAUGGUGGAACCUUGUACCAAGCAUUUCUGAGCGCCACCAGUUACCACCGAUGGCACAGCCCCGUGGCUGGUGAAAUCGUUGGAACGGAGCUUGUGGAUGGUUCCUACUACUCGCAAACCCACAACAUCCAGGACGACCCCGCAUCACCCAACAUGUCACAGGGAUACAUUGCUCAGGUAGCCGCCCGGGGUAUUAUUUACAUUAAAGCUAAAAACCCUCAUAUUGGCUUGAUGUGCUUCGUAUCAAUCGGUAUGUCAGAAGUGUCUACCAACGAAAUCACUGUUAAGAAAGGGGAUAAAGUGAAGAAAGGCGACCAGCUUGGCAUGUUUCACUUUGGUGGCUCCACGCAUUUGCUGAUAUUCCGCCCAGAAGUGGACAUCGAGUUUGAUCUUGGAGGUCAAACACCAGGUUUGGAUUCACAUAAUAUCAACGUCAAAGCUAAGAUUGCUGAAGUGAAAAAGCCAAAGAAGUGA
This is a messenger RNA of Porites evermanni, 756 nucleotides long. Lineage: Eukaryota; Metazoa; Cnidaria; Anthozoa; Scleractinia; Poritidae. The record is from the annotation of a GenBank genome assembly.